Molecule: messenger RNA, 276 nt
Organism: Aureobasidium melanogenum CBS 110374
Lineage: Eukaryota; Fungi; Ascomycota; Dothideomycetes; Dothideales; Saccotheciaceae
Exons: 1
Source: RefSeq, a predicted model, not a curated record
AUCCACGAGCGUCGCCAAGCCGACCCUCUCGACUCCAUCCCUCAAUACAACUUCGACAUGUGCCAUGAAUCUCUCAACGGCGCUAAACUCACCUUCACUCCUGCUGGACCUGGCAGCUUUCAGGUUGCUGGUGUUCCUUCUACUUGCAUGGUCCUUGCUACUGCUUUGACUGGCAGUUUCAAUGCUGGAAAUCCUACUUCUCUUGGUGCCGACUCUCUCAAGUUCACCGGUCUUACCGAUGAUGAGAUGAACCAGCUUCAGUCUUACUUCCACUAG